AUGGAAAACAGUAGUAGUAAGAAAGAGGUGGCGUUGCGGUUGAGAGCGGCAGUGGAGGAGGCGGUGCAGUGUAUUGGUUUGGGCUACGAUUUGACGCUGGACCUUCGGUUGAGGUACUGUAAGAAGGAAGUUACCAAAGAGGGCUUGAGGCUGAUUGACAUUGACGAUAAUCAGGUCCGGGAUAUCACGAUUCCUGGGGGUAUUUUGGUCCAGAACGUACCCCACUCUAUCAACUGUGAUAAAGGCGAGCGAUUGCGAUUCAGCUCAGAUGUGUUGUCUUUCGAGCAGAUGUCGCAACAGUUCAACCAGGAAUUAUCACUUUCAAGUAGAAUUCCAACAGGCCAUUUUAAUACAGCUUUUGAGUUUACGGGAUGUUGGCAGAAGGAUGCCGCCUUCACAAAGUCUCUUGCUUUUGAGGGGGUAUUCAUGACUCUCUACAGCAUUGCAUUAGAUAAGUACCAAGUAGAAAUGUGUGAUCGUGUGAAACAAGCAGUUCCAUCAUAUUGGGAUCCAGCUGCAUUGGUAAGGUUUAUCAAGAAAUAUGGCACCCACGUCAUUGUUGGAAUCAAGAUAGGAGGAAAGGAUGUUGUAUACGCAAAGCAGCAUCAUUCAUCGCUGCUUAAGUCUACUGAUGUACAGAAAAUAUUAAAGGAUGUGGCAGAUAAGAGAUUCAGCGAUGUAGGUGGCGACUCUGGCAGCCACCCCGAGAAACAUGAGAGCAAUGAACGGGGACUGACCCUCUUGGAUCUCGGUACGCCAAGUUUCCACUCUAACCAAGAGGGUGUCACAUUCUUCUGGAGAAGGUUAGGUGGAAGCAUCAGUCGUAAUAUACGUCAUAAUAAGUGGUGUCAAACUGUUCAGCUUGAGCCUGAAGUGAUCUCCAUGUCCUUCAUUCCAAUUUCAUCAUUGUUGAGUAGUGGAUUCUUGAGCUAUGCCAUCAACAUGUACCUACGCUAUCAACCUCCAAUCGAAGAACUUCGUCAAUUUCUGGAAUUUCAACUUCCAAGGACAUGGGCACCGGUAUAUGGUGACAUUCCCAUUGGUCCUGACAGAAAACUGGAAAUUGGUGAAACUUUGCAGUUCAGUUUAAUGGGUCCGAAGCUUUAUGUUAAUGCUAAUCAGGUGGAUGCUGGAAAUAUGCCAGUAACUGGCAUGCGACUGUAUUUGGAAGGUAGAAGAAGUGAUCGCUUGGCAAUCCAUUUGCAGCACCUUUCCUCGUGGCCACAAAGUUUUCAACUUCAUAAGCAAUCGGUUGGAAACUGUAACUCCUUUUAUGCCCGGCAGUAUUAUGGGAAGGUCCAGUGGAAGAACUUUUCAAAUGUAUGCACUGCCCCUGUUGAGUCUGAUGAUGAUCUCUCUAUAGUUACUGGAGCACAAUUUUACGUUAGAAAAUCAGUUAUGGGAAACACCCUCUUUUUACGCCUCCAUUUCUCCAGAGUUGCUGGUGCAACAGUCAUCCAAAAACCUGAGUGGGAUGGUCCUCCUAAUUUCACGCAAACGUCUGGAAUGAUUAGUUUCGUUGGCACUCUUUUCUCCAGUGCACAGAAACCUCCUCCAAAGCCAUCUGAUGUUAACAUCAACUCUGCUCUAUAUCCAGAAGGUCCUCCAAUGCCUGUAGCAGCUGGUAAACUCUUGAGGUUUGUUGACACCAGAGAGAUGACAAGAGGAUCACAGGACCAGCCUGGGUACUGGGUAGCGUCCGGGGCUAGGCUUAUGGUCGACAAAGGUAAAAUAUCUCUUCGUGUCAAGUUCUCUCUUUUAGCUGUGAUUUUGCAAAAUUAA
Molecule: messenger RNA, 1782 nt
Organism: Fraxinus pennsylvanica
Lineage: Eukaryota; Viridiplantae; Streptophyta; Magnoliopsida; Lamiales; Oleaceae
Source: the annotation of a GenBank genome assembly